AUGAAACCAUAUCUAACACUAAAAGAUCGAAUAUCACAAGCUUGGUUAAACAAAUACACCAUUUUAUUAAUCCUUAUAGCACUAAAACUAUUACUAUUCCAUCAAUCAUUAAAUUCCUCUUUGGAAAAUGCUAAAAAUUAUACUUUAAACACUUGUCCAACAAUAGAUACUUAUGUAUCAAAUAUGAUUUCAUUUCCUCAUUAUAUUGCAAAAUCUUCAAAUUUUUUAAUCUUGAAAACUAUUGAUGAAAUUAAUGAAAAAACCCUGGAUGGGUUAGGACUUAUCUUAACAGGUGCUGAAAAUUUAAUUAUAUUUGCAUUAGAUAUGAUUAUUGGUACUUAUGCUUGUAUAUUAGUUUCUACAAUUGAUGGUGCAGUGGAUGUUGCUGUUAAUUCUACUGAACAUAUCAUUGGUUGGGUUAAUGAUUCUCUUGUUGAUAUAACUGAUGAUAUUGAAGAUGGUUUAACUGAUAUUUCCAAGUUGGUAAAUAAAGCUGUUGAUGCAGCUGAAAAAGUUAAAGAUUUUUUCGAUGGUGAUGAUUCAAAAAAUGAUACAGAUGCUUUUAAACAUGUUAAUUUAAGUAUUGAUGCUUUGAAAAAUUUAAAUAUUCCAAGUUCAAUAAAUUCAAAAUUAGAUGAAUUAAAAGAUAAAACACCUGAUUUUGAAGAAGUUAAAAAUAAAACUGAAAAUUUAAUUAAAACUCCAUUUGAAAUGAUUAGAGAAAAAUUAUCAAAUACCACAGUUAUGAAUACCCAGGGGGAUGAACUUUUCGUACCUGAAUUGAAAACUGUAACUAUAUGUUCUGAUAAUAGUGAUAAAAUAAAUAAAUUUUAUCAUGAUUUAUCAAAAGAUAUUACAAUAAUGGUUAAAAUAUUCGUUGCAUUAUUAGUAAUUGGUUCAAUUAUGGCAUUAAUACCAAUAAUUUGGGAAGAAUUUAGAUUAUGGAGACGUUUAAGAUUAUUAGAGAAAAAUGUCCAAAAUAAUUCUGAUCCAAUUGAAAUUUAUGAUCAAACUUUUAAUAAAAUUCCAUCAAUGAUUGGUUUGAAAACUUCCAAUUUAAUAACAACUGAAAAUUCAUUACAAUUGAAAAUUCGUUGGUUAAUUUCAUAUAUAUUAUCAUCAAGAGCUUUAAUCUUAUUAGGGAUAGCAAUGGCUGGUAUCUUAGCUGUGAUAUUACAAUUCAUAAUCCUUUCAAUAUUAAUUAAAUCAAUGAAUAAGGCAAAUUCUCCAUUUGAUGAUAUAACAAAUUCAAUAACUACUCAUAUUGAUGAUUCAAUAACUGAAUGGACAGAUUCAACAAAUGAUUAUUUACAAAAUAAAGAAACUGAUAUAAAUGAAGAUUUAUUUAAAUGGGUUAAAAUUGCAACGGAUUCUGUUAAUGAUACAAUUUCAACUUUUGUUGAAGAUAUGAAUGAUGCUAUAAGUACUGCUUUUAAUGGUACUAUCUUAUAUAACCCUGUUAAAACUAUUGUUGGUUGUGUUAUUGAAAAUAAAUUAAUUAAAAUUGAAAAAGGUUUGACUUGGAUUCAUGAUAAUGCUGAAAUUUCUUUACCUAGAGUUGAAGAUGAAUAUUUAACUCAAGCUUGGUCAAAUGAAACUACAAAUGGUACACAAGGUGAUAUUGGUGGGAUAACUAAUAAGGCAAGUGGAAUGAUCUCUAAAACUGAAGAUUUAAUGAGUUCAAUGUUGAAAACUUUAAUUAAACAAUAUAAAAAAAGUUUGAUGUUUGAAUUAUAUAUAUCAUUAGUAUUAUUAGGUCUUUGGUUUUUACAAUUUAUAAUUGGUUUAUUAAUGUUAUGGAUUAAUCAAACUUGGUUUAAUAAAAAUCAACAACCCACUGGGAUUUUACAAAUUGGUUAUCCAAGACAAUUAACUGAAGAUGAACAAAAAUUAUAUGGAUAUCCAUUAACUUCAAAUUUAAAAGUUAUAAACCUUUCAAAUCAAGAAAAACAAAUGUAUGAUGAUAAUCCAUUCAAUGAUAAUAAUCAAUUAAAUGAAAAACCAAAAUCAUCAUAUGAAAUGAAAAACCCAUUCCUAGAUGAAAAAUAUUCAUACAAUGAUAAUGGUAUAAUACCAAAUCAAGAUUCUGAUGAUGAUGAUAAAUCAACAUUAACUGAACUACCCACAAGAAGAACAACAAGACAUCUAACACCUAAUCCAUUUGAUGAAGCUGAUUAUGCAGAUAAUGUUAGUAAUGUAUUGAGUAGAUCAAGUAGGUAUAGUAGAUAUGAUAAUGAUGAAAAAAAUGAUUUAGGUUAUAAUAAUAGGUUUUAA
This is a messenger RNA of Hansenula ciferrii, 2274 nucleotides long. RefSeq names its product pheromone-regulated protein PRM1 (gene PRM1). The record is from RefSeq and is a predicted model, not a curated record. Gene Ontology annotation, cellular component: mating projection tip. The transcript has a single exon. Bases 1 to 2274 code for a protein of 757 amino acids. NCBI's taxonomy places the organism in Eukaryota, Fungi, Ascomycota, Saccharomycetes, Phaffomycetales, Wickerhamomycetaceae.